Messenger RNA from Perkinsus marinus ATCC 50983, 756 nucleotides. RefSeq lists its product as hypothetical. The record is from RefSeq and is a predicted model, not a curated record. NCBI's taxonomy places the organism in Eukaryota, Perkinsozoa, Perkinsida, Perkinsidae. The coding region runs from base 1 to 756 and encodes 251 amino acids. The transcript has 3 exons.
AUGUCUAGUCCAGAGAGACUGAUAUCACAAAUCGACGGUGUGGUCUACGUGGAUGAGGUGGCCCCUAUGGGCAGUGCUGGCAUCGACACCGAGCUAUACCAUAACAUAGCAGCUGCGAUGUCCGGACUGAAUUCCGAGGCGGCCCCGAAGACUGCAGGCCAGAUAAGGAAGAAACUGGACCAGAUGAUAUCGAAGGCUAGGAAGCUCUUGGACGAGCACCAAGAGGUCGGCUUUAUUCGCCAGAAGGUCCCACCAAUGCUGAUGAGACUCGCCAAUGAGUAUCGGAGGAUCAACACCCGAUCUACAUAUGGCUACAGUCCUCAAGAGCUAUUCUACGGUUUCGAUGCUCUAACGCCCUUCUCAAGACGGUUUGAAGACGUCAGCAACACUAUCGACGAAGACUCUGUCCGUUUCGAGGCUCGACGUCGUGAUCGGGAACGACAGAGAAUGGUCGACAGCACUCUCAACGUAAUGGAGAAGAUGCGUGCUGAUGCUCUCUCGCGUAUCAAUCCAUCAACCUACACUCGACAAGUCGCACGACGACGUCUAUUCAAGGUUGGUGACUCCGUGAUGAAGUGGGUCCGUAACGUCGACCCCCUUACUCCUUCAUGGAGAGGCCCUCUACUGGUUCAACAAGUACUUGGCGAUUCUACUUACAAGCUUUCCGACGGCACUGUUCAAGAUUCCAGAAAUAUGCGGAAGUACUUCGGUAAAGCCCAGAAUAUGAAUCCCAUUACUAUUGCAUAUAUUCAGUAG